CUCUGCUCACCUCUGUUUGUCCUACUCCUUCCUGGGCAGGAUGCAGCCUUCUUCAGCAUGAAGGAGAGGAGUAGAUUCCUAUGCUCCUGGCAUGCUGUAGCCAAUACUUCUUUGAAGAAAAAGAUGAAGCAAUUUGCCCAAGCCAUUUGGCCCAGCAGCUGCCCCAACAUCUCCGCUGGUUGGAACCCGCCUUCCUCAGGUGGGUUUCCUCCAAGCUUCAUCAUGUCAGAUUCGAAGGCCGCUGCUGAGAACCCCCACGAGAAGGCCAGGACCUCUCCAUACCCUGGGUCCAAAGUGGAGGGAAGCCAGGUCCCGGAUAAGAAGCCAUCAAAAGGAAGGACUGUGGAGAAUGGGCCAUCCCAGGGGAAAUGGUGGGGCCAGGAGAGAAAAUUAGUACCAUACUGAAGAAAGAAUUUGGGGAGGAAGCCAUGAACUCCUUACAGAAAUCUAGAGCAAAGACCCAGGAGCCCGAGAAACAACUGCACAAACUAUUCAAUCAGGAACACUUGGUGUCUAUAAAAGUUACAUGGAUGAUCCCCGCAACACAGAUAACUCGUGGAUGGAGACAGAGGCUGUGAACUACCAUGAUGAUACAGGUGAGAUAACUGACUGUCUUCAUCUGGAAGCUGGUGAUGAGACCCAGAAAGUGAAAUGGGUAGACAUCAAUGAUCAACUCAAACUUUACGCCAGCCAGUCCCAAUUUAUUCAAUUCAUGGGUGAGAAAUGAGGUGCCCAUUGGAGGGAAGGCAUGGACCCCAAUGCCAUGAAUAGUGACUUGGAGUCUCCCAAAAGCCCACGGCCUUCAAAUGGACAUGGGUCUAUAUGAAACAAACAGCCCGGAGCCUGCGCUGAACAGGAGAUGGAGGGAACUUCUUUUGAUGAUUAUUUGCAAAACUGUUCUCCCUAUGAAGGCUUUGUGUGGGAAUAAUAUUUGAAAAAUAAGGUGAUCAGGAUCAAAACCAUUUUGGUUUUUCAGUUGGAAGAGGAAUAUAGUCACUUGUUGUAUACGUUGUAUACUUGGCUGGUAAUCACAUAUGCAACUACUGCUCUUUGAAAGUCAUAGUUGAUAGAAAGAUAACUUCUUACCAACUGUAGCCUUUUUUUUUUCAGCUAGCUUGCAUUUGUCCCUCCCCCACCCCCCAACUGAUAUGUUUGA
This is a messenger RNA of Lutra lutra (Eurasian river otter), 1156 nucleotides long. Its product is annotated as ADP-ribose pyrophosphatase, mitochondrial-like. The record is from RefSeq and is a predicted model, not a curated record. The transcript has 4 exons. NCBI's taxonomy places the organism in Eukaryota, Metazoa, Chordata, Mammalia, Carnivora, Mustelidae. Bases 58 to 405 code for a protein of 115 amino acids.